AUGAGCGACAGUAGUGAUUCUGAGGAGUUCUACGAUGCUGAAGACUUUACACCUGCAAGAGGAUCAAAAAGAUCAUCUUUAUGCAAGAGUACUAGUGUAACAGACAAUUCCAAUAAUUCAGACAAAGAAAAACUAAGAACGGUUAAAGCUGAGGAAUUACCGACUUCAAACACCCCCAUUAGUAUAACAACAAAAGAAACACCAGUGGAUGAACGGUCAAGUGUAAAACAUGUUGUGCAAGGGCGCCGGAGGUUUCAAGAACUCAGGAGAUGUAUGCAGACUGAAGAAGAAGACGAGCCAGAGGUGCAACAAAGCUCAGAACAUGCAUAUGCAUUGGAACAUCCAUUUAAAAUUAUAUCCCACGAUACGAUGAGUUUGCAAAGUAUGACUUCGUUGGGAAGGAUCGGCAGAAUUCUGAGCGGGGCUGCAGAAUCUCAUCCGAAUAUACGAGAACAUAUACCAGCACCAGCGUCUUCCAGAGAUCCUUCAACAAUAUCUGAAGACCCUCUUAGUGAAAAUAGAACACAGAAUGUUCUAGCCAUGGCGGAGCCCGAUGUUAUAGCCAGUACGAAGGCGAAUAGUUUGAAGCAAAACCGUACUUCGUCCGCCGCUAUUGUAGCAGUAUCCCACACUUCAACUUUACCAACUCCUGUGGCGCCACCUAGAAAGAAAAAACGAAACAAACUCCACGGAUCCCAAUCUCUCUCUACAACAGAUGGAGACAACUUGAGCGUUUGUACCACAGACACAGAUGAGCUACGCUACGUGCGCAGGGACAAACCGCAUCUCGAUUCGUUGCGAGUUGAGCCUGCUCCACCCAAUCCGAUUAGUCAAAGUAUAGCAUUACCGAGUCCCGCCAGCACCAUAGAGUCACUCACCAGGGAGUUUCAAGAUUCACUUGAAUUGUCUCAUUCCAAAUAUGCAAGCGAUAUGUCUCUGACAGAAACGUGGUCAUCCCCCGCACCUCCCCCAACCCGACCCCUCUACCCUGCGCUUCAAACCGCCCACGUUGCGCCUCUAGCUCAUCAGUAUGCGGCAACCAAUGAUCUUACAGUUACACUUAAUGGUACACGGGCGGGAGAGGGAGAGGGAAGAGCUGCGCGGACGCACAGCGAAAGCAGGCCUCUCGCUUCGAGUCUUGGUUCUACUAAUAGCAGGCGUUCUGAAGGCUCCCGCGCACGACGCCGCUCUGCCGGGGACUCUCCUGCAGAAGACGAAAAUGAGGGUGGGUUGCGGGCGCGCUGUGUGUCUGGCCGACAGCUCUCUGAUAUUGAAAUUCUAGAACAAGUCACCGUUCUCAAUCUUGACACUGUGUGGCCUGUUCUAGGAGAACGCAUGCCACUCAGUGUCGCCGAACAUAAAUUGCCACAGUGUAUAAACCCGCUCAGUUUGCACAUCAUGCGAUUGACUUCGGAGUACAUCGGACGGACUAACGAUGAUGAGCACAACAGCCUCAAAAGAAAGCCAGCGAGCGUGUGGCGGAAACGCUGGUCCAUAAGUUACAGCGCUGGAGUCUUACGUCGUUCACCCUCCGCACCAAUCCACCCAGCUAUAUCUACCCUCUCCAUAGAUACUAGGGAAACAGAUGAAGAGAGUGAGAGUGUUUGUGCGGGUGGAGUUGAAGAUGAAACAAAAGAAGCUAAGAGGGAGUCUGCUGACCGACAGACAACGGCCAUCAAACGCAAGACUGAGAAACUAAAGCGCUUCUUCGGAACCACGGUAAAGAAGACAGUUGACGCUGCGAAGUCUCUCGCUCAAGAAGUGUCACAUGCGAGACACAAAGAAGACGUCGCCGAGAUAGCUGACGAUGUUCGGGGCGAACACAACAUAAAGCUGAAAGCAUCUAACUCACAUAAGGGGCCGUAUGACUUCGAUGGUUGCGUGAGAUAUGUCCAGGAGCUAGGCUCAGGUCACAGUGGGCAUAGUGGCGCGGUGUGGUGCUGCAAAUUUAGCGUUUGCGGACGACUGCUUGCCACAGCUGGACAGGACCGACUGCUAAGAAUAUGGGUCACUAGAGAUGCACAUCACAUGUUUCAGGAUAUGCGGACGAAAUACAACGCAGAGCAAAAGUCAUCCCCAACCCCAUCUCAGGAAUCUCUCGCGUCUCUGGCCCCACCUCCCUCUCCAGACCAACUACCCCCUCUGGGACCAGGUGCUCCAUUCUCGCCCCGCCCCUUCUGCAUCUAUUCUGGACACAACUCCGACCUACUAGACGUCUCCUGGUCUAAGAACUACUUUAUUCUAUCCAGUUCUAUGGACAAAACUGUCCGCCUGUGGCAUAUAUCGCGUGGGGAGUGCCUCUGCUGUUUCCAACAUAUAGACUUUGUGACUGCGAUCGUGUUUCAUCCGCGCGACGAUAGAUACUUCCUGUCUGGCAGUCUCGACGGAAAACUGAGGCUCUGGAACAUUCCAGAUAAAAAGGUAGCAGUAUGGAACGAAGUGGACGGCAAAACAAAACUAAUAACAGCAGCUAACUUCUGCCAGAACGGGAAAUUUGCUGUCGUCGGCACGUACGAUGGCCGCUGCAUAUUCUACACUACGGACCAGUUGAAAUACCACACCCAGAUAGAUGUUCGCUCCACUAGGGGCAAGAACUCAACGGGACGUAAGAUCAGCGGGAUAGAACCGAUGCCAAAUGAUGAUAAGAUUCUCGUGACCUCCAAUGAUAGCAGAGUCAGAUUGUACGAUCUGCGAGAUUUAAACCUGUCUUGCAAGUAUAAGGGGAAAGGUUACGUGAAUGUAUCGAGUCAAAUUAAGGCGUCAUUCUCGCACGACGGAAAAUACAUCGUCAGCGGUUCAGAAAACCAGUGCAUUUAUAUAUGGAAGACGUGUCACGAUUAUUCCAAGUUUACUUCAGUCCGACGAGACAGGAACGACUUCUGGGAAGGGAUAAAGGCCCACAAUGCUGUUGUGACGUGCGCCAUUUUCGCGCCAAAUCCUGACCACAUGAUACGAAUGAUCAAUGAGAGGGAAGAGAAAUUGAAUGAGAGUAGAGGGGAGAAGGAAGAAGUGAAGACUCCCGAAGGAGGUAUGGUUUCCUCAUCGCAGACUGGCCACGUGCUCGUCAGCGCUGAUUUCAACGGCUGCAUCAAGGUGUUCGUUCAUAAGGCUAAACCGAAACACUCUUCGCUACCAGCUUCAGCCCUUGCGUAA
Leptosia nina is the source of this 3153-nucleotide messenger RNA. The record is from the annotation of a GenBank genome assembly. Lineage: Eukaryota; Metazoa; Arthropoda; Insecta; Lepidoptera; Pieridae.